Messenger RNA from Grosmannia clavigera kw1407, 3354 nucleotides. Its product is annotated as alanyl-tRNA synthetase. Gene Ontology annotation, cellular component: cytoplasm; mitochondrion. Gene Ontology annotation, molecular function: ATP binding; alanine-tRNA ligase activity; amino acid binding. Bases 1 to 3354 code for a protein of 1117 amino acids. The transcript is spliced from 4 exons. Lineage: Eukaryota; Fungi; Ascomycota; Sordariomycetes; Ophiostomatales; Ophiostomataceae. The record is from RefSeq and is a predicted model, not a curated record. Gene Ontology annotation, biological process: tRNA modification; alanyl-tRNA aminoacylation.
AUGUUGCAAGGCCGGCGGCUGGUCGGAGCGACUACGCAGUCGGAAUGGGCUGAGCUGGCCGAGUUGGCUGACUUGGCUGGAUUGGUGGCGGCCGGUGCUGGAAGGGCGGGAGAUCUGGCGUGCCAGGCCAACUUAAGCAGGGGCGCAGGUGGUGGCGGCUCUGUACCGGCUUUUAUCAGGCCCUUGCGCCAGUUGACUCAUCCUCGUGGAACGUUCUACCCCUCUGGCGCCGUAGCCCCACGACCCCUCGAGAACGUUCCUUCCGGCUCUGUCUGCUGCACCGGUCCAGGAGCUCUGAGCAAACCCACCACGACCGCUUGGAAAAAAUUCACCACCACAACUCGCGGCUUCAUAAACGGCCACGCCACCAAGCAGCAGCACAACUCUCGGAUUGCCGUCUCGCCCGCCCUCUGCGCUGCUCUGACAUUUCGACGCUACCCCGCCCUCUUUGCUCGCCCGUCUUCUACCAUGGCCGAGUCGCCAAAAUGGACCGGCCUCAAGGUCCGCCAGACCUUUCUCGAAUACUUUGAGAAGAAGGGCCACACCAUCGUGCCGUCUUCGUCUGUCGUGCCGCACAAUGACCCGACUCUCCUCUUCACCAACGCUGGCAUGAACCAGUUCAAGCCAAUUUUCCUCGGCACCGUGGCCAAGGCCGACCCUCUGUCCAGCUUGAAGCGUGCUGUCGACACCCAGAAGUGCAUCCGUGCUGGCGGCAAGCACAACGAUCUCGACGAUGUCGGCAAGGACAGCUACCACCACACCUUCUUUGAGAUGCUGGGCAACUGGUCUUUUGGCGACUACUUCAAGAAGGAGGCCAUCGAGAUGUCAUGGGACCUGCUCACAAACGUCUACGGCCUCGACCCCGCCCGGCUCUACGUCACAUACUUUGAGGGCAACCCGGCCAUGGGACUCGAGCCCGACCUGGAGGCCAAGAACCUGUGGUUGUCUGUCGGCGUGCCUGAGGACCACAUCCUGCCUGGUAACAUGAAGGACAACUUCUGGGAGAUGGGCGACCAGGGCCCCUGUGGCCCGUGCAGCGAGGUGCACUACGACAAGGUUGGCGGCGGCCGCAAUGCCUCCAGCCUGGUCAACCAGGACGACCCGCUCGUUGUCGAGGUCUGGAACAAUGUGUUCAUUCAGUUUGACCGCCAGCAGGACAAGUCGCUCAAGUCACUGCCUGCCAAGCAUGUCGACACCGGCAUGGGCUUUGAGCGGCUCGUGUCCGCCCUGCAGGACAAGAUCUCCAACUACGCCACCGACAUCUUCACCCCCCUCUUCGAUCGCAUCCAGGAGGUCACCGGUGCCCGCCCGUACACGGACAAGUACGGCAAGGACGACGUGGACGGCAUUGACACGGCGUACCGUGUUGUGGCCGACCACAUCCGUCUGUUGACCUUUUCGAUGGCGGACGGCGCCGUGCCCAACAACGACGGCCGUGGCUACGUCGUUCGCCGCGUGCUGCGGAGAGGUGUCCGCUAUGCGCGCAAGUACUUUGGCGCUGAGAUCGGCUCCUUCUUCUCCCAGAUCCUGCCCGCGCUCGUCGACCAGAUGGGCCACCAGUUCCCCGAGAUUGCCAAGAAGCAGAAGGACAUCAAGGAGAUCCUGGACGAGGAGGAAGAGGCGUUUUCGCGGACUCUGGACCGCGGCGAGAGGCAGUUUGAAAAGUACGCUGCGGCAACGGCCAAGAGCGGCGCCAAGACGCUGUCGGGAGCCGAUGUGUGGCGGCUCUACGACACGUUUGGCUUCCCCGAGGAUCUGACGCAGCUGAUGGCUGAGGAGCGGGGUCUGUCAAUUGAUGCCGAAGAGGUGGCCGUGGCACGGGAGAGGGCGAGAGAGGCCAGCAAGUCGGUCAAGGAGGCGGUGCAGACGUUUGCCAAGCUCAACGUGCACCAGAUCGCGGAGUUGGAGAACGAGCACAAGAUCGUGCGGCCGAGCUCGGAGGCCAAGUACCUCCGCGGCGACCUGCACAGCCGGGUGGAGCUGAUCUACACGGGCACGGGCUUUGUCAAGACGACCAAGGACAUCCCGGCCAACACGCCGCUGGGCAUUCUCGUGGACAAGACCAACUUCUACGCCGAAUCGGGUGGCCAGGUGGCGGACACGGGCAGAAUCGUGAUUGACGACGUGGCAGAGUUCAAGGUGCUGGACGUGCAGGAGUACGGCGGCUAUGUUGUGCACAACGGAUACCUCGAGUACGGUGAGCUGAGCUCGGGCGACAACGUGAUCUGCGAGUACGAGGAGCUGCGGCGGGCGCCGAUUCGCAACAACCACACGGGCACGCACGUUCUGAACCAUGCGCUGCGCGAGGUGCUCGGCGACGACGUGAACCAGAAGGGCUCGCUGGUGGACCAGGACAAGCUGCGGUUCGACUUCUCGCAUAAGUCGGCGGUGAGCCUGGCGGAGAUCAAGAAGAUCGAGGAGCUAGCGAACGCGAACAUCCAGCGCAACCUCAAGGUGUUCUACAAGGACGUGGACCUGGCCAGCGCGCGCGAGAUCGAGGGCGUGCGGGCGGUGUUUGGCGAGACGUAUCCGGACCCGGUGCGGGUGGUGUCAGUAGGUGUGGACGUGGACGAGCUGCUGCGGACGCCAAAAAAGGCGGAGUGGCGCGGCUACAGCGUGGAGUUCUGUGGCGGGACGCACGUGGAGCAGACGGGUCUGAUCAAGGACGUGGUGGUGGUGGAGGAGAGCGGAAUCGCCAAGGGCAUCCGGCGGAUUGUGGCAUACACGGGCGAUGCGGCACACCGGGUACAGCGCGAGGCGACACAAUUCCAGGAGCGGAUCGAGGCGAUUGAGAAGCUGCCGUUUGGGCCGGAGAAGGAGACGGAGAUCAAAGCGGCACAGCACGACCUCAACCAGCUGGCCAUUUCGGCGCUGGCCAAGGAGGAGCUGCGGACGCGGUUCGCCAAGGUGCAGAAGGACGUACUGGACGAGCUGAAGAAGCGGCAAAAAGCCGAGCUGAAGGCGGCUGUCGGCGCGGUGACGGACCACUUUGCGAAGCCAGACAACAAGGAAUCCAAGGUGUUUGUGGGCCACCUGCCGAUCUCAGCCAACGCCAAGGCCAUUUCCGAGGUGAUGAACCACUUCAAGACGAAGGACAAGGAGCGGUCCGUGUAUGUGUUUGGCGGCAGCCCGUCGGAGGGCGUCGUGCACGGCGUAUAUGUGGGAACUCAUCUCGCAUCCAAGGGCGUCACGGCGGAGCAGUGGUCGACUGCUGUCAGCGACGUGGUGGGUGGCAAGGCGGGCGGCAAGGAGCCGACUCGGCAAGGCUCGGGAACAAAGCCAGAGAAGCUCGAGGACGGCGUGAAGCGGGCAGAGGAGUGGCUGGCCGAGAAGCUGAAGGGGUUGGAACUGUAA